Molecule: messenger RNA, 414 nt
Organism: Acanthamoeba castellanii str. Neff
Lineage: Eukaryota; Discosea; Longamoebia; Acanthamoebidae
Exons: 1
Coding region: 1-414 (137 amino acids)
Source: RefSeq, a predicted model, not a curated record
AUGGUGACGGUGGAGGGCGCAGUGAUGGUGGAGGGCGCAGUGAUGGUGGAGGGCGCAGUGAUGGUGGAGGGCACAGCAAUGGUGGAGGGCGUGAUGAUGGUGGAGGACGCAGCAAUGGUGGAUGGUGUGGUGAUGGUGGAGGGCACGGCAACGGUGGAGGGCACGGCAACGGUGGAGGGCGCAGUGACGGUGGAGGGCACGGCAACGGUGGAGGGCACAGCGACGGUGGAGGGCGUGGCAUUAUUGAUGUUACCUGUCACCACAGGCACUCCUUGGACCAUUCAUGAAGCAUCUGCCAAAAAUCAACAUGGUGGGGGAGUACUGUACCCAUAUUCAAGAGCUGCACAACACCAUCUCUGCACUCCCAGCUCCCAUGCAUGGAGAGAUACCAAAGGUAUAUCAGUGGGUACCUAA